GCGAGAGUUGGCCGCGCGUCCGCCGGUGGGGGCCGGAACGAUGGCGAGCCCGGGAACUGAGGCGGAGCGCGAGCCCCUCUUAGGCCACCUCACGCCCGGAAGCAGGGAAUGGGAUGCUAUAGAAACCGAAGAACAUUAUAAGAGCCGGUGGAGAUCUAUUAGGGUUUUAUAUCUUACUAUGUUUCUCAGCAGUAUAGGGUUUUCUAUUGUGAUAAUGUCAAUAUGGCCAUACCUCCAAAAGAUUGAUCAGACAGCUGAUGCAAGUUUUUUGGGCUGGGUUAUUGCUUCAUUUAGUCUUGGCCAAAUGGUAGCUUCACCUAUAUUUGGUUUAUGGUCUAAUUAUAGGCCAAGAAAAGAACCUCUUAUUGUUUCCAUCUUUAUAUCGGUGGCAGCCAAUUGCCUGUAUGCCUAUGUCCAUGUCCCAGCUGCCCAUAAUAAAUACUACAUGUUGAUUGCUCGUGCACUGGUGGGAUUCGGAGCAGGAAAUGUAGCAGUUGUUCGAUCCUAUAUUGCUGGUGCAACUUCUCUUCAGGAAAGAACAGGUUCCAUGGCAAACACAAGUACAUGCCAAGCACUAGGCUUCAUUCUGGGGCCAGUUUUUCAGACUUGUUUUGUACUCAUUGGAGAAAAAGGUGUGACAUGGGAUGCCAUUAAGCUGCAGAUAAACAUGUACACAGCACCUGUUUUACUUGGUGCCUUCCUGGGAAUUUUAAAUAUUAUUCUGAUCAUUACUGUUUUAAGAGAACAUCGUGUGAAUGAUUCAGGACAACAGUGUAAGAAUACUAAUUUUGUGGAAGCAAGUACAGAUGAAGCUCACAUUCUCCAAGGAAAUAUUGACCAAGUUGCAGUCGUGGCCACCAAUGCCCUAUUUUUUGUGGUUCUAUUUAUUUUUGCCCUUUUUGAAACGAUACUGGCUCCAUUGACCACAGAUAUGUAUGGCUGGACUCAAGAACAGGCUGUGCUUUAUGGUGGAAUAAUACUUGCUUCUCUUGGAGUUGAAGCAGUUAUUAUUUUCAUGGGAGUUAAAUUACUUUCCAAAAUGAUUGGCGAGCGUGCUGUUCUACUGGGAGGACUCACAGUUGUAUGGGCUGGCUUCUUUAUCUUGUUACCUUGGGGAAGUCAAUUUCCUAAAAUACAAUGGGAAGAUUUACAUAAUAAUUCAGUUCCUAAUACUACCUUGGGGGAAAUGAUUAUUGGUCUUUGGAAAUUUCCCAGCGAGCAUCACAAUGAGCUGCCAACUGGCUGCCCGAUAGAACAGGCCUGGUGCCUGUAUACCCCAGUGAUCCAUCUGGCCCAGCUCCUCACCGCAGCUGUGCUAAUUGGCAUAGGCUAUCCAGCCUGCAAUGUCAUGUCAUACACACUGUAUUCAAAAAUUAUAGGACCGAGACCUCAGGGCUUGUACAUGGGCUGGCUAACGGCUUCUGGAAGUGGAGCACGGAUUCUUGGGCCUGUGUUCAUCAGCCAUGUGUAUACUUACCUGGGACCACGAUGGGCAUUCAGCCUUGUGUGCGGAAUAGUGGUCCUUACCAUCAUACUCCUGGGAGUGGUAUACAAAAGACUUAUUGCCUUUUCUGUGAGGCACGGGGGGAUUCAAGAGUAAGCCAAGAAAGAGAGGGAAAGCACUUGUGUGGCAUGUCCUAGUGAAGUGUUGCUGU
Messenger RNA from Perognathus longimembris pacificus (Pacific pocket mouse), 1655 nucleotides. RefSeq names its product major facilitator superfamily domain containing 8 (gene Mfsd8). Gene Ontology annotation, biological process: transmembrane transport. Bases 41 to 1600 code for a protein of 519 amino acids. Gene Ontology annotation, molecular function: transmembrane transporter activity. The transcript has 13 exons. The record is from RefSeq and is a predicted model, not a curated record. NCBI's taxonomy places the organism in Eukaryota, Metazoa, Chordata, Mammalia, Rodentia, Heteromyidae. Gene Ontology annotation, cellular component: lysosomal membrane.